Molecule: messenger RNA, 2640 nt
Organism: Saccostrea echinata
Lineage: Eukaryota; Metazoa; Mollusca; Bivalvia; Ostreida; Ostreidae
Exons: 10
Coding region: 1-2640 (879 amino acids)
Source: RefSeq, a predicted model, not a curated record
AUGUUAGAUCCACACUCGACAAAAUGCACAGGGAAUGUGACGUGGAUGAAGGACGGUAAAAUAAUUGACGGAAGCAGCAACAUAGAUAAGUUCACAUUCAACCCUAAAUGUCUCUAUAUUCACAACCUGACAGAAGAGGACUCGGGGAUGUACCAGGCAGUUGCAACAUUUAGAUCAGAACGCUUUACUGUAAUUGACAUUUAUACGAAAGAAAUUAAAAAUGACGAGGAAGAAAAGUUGUGGUUUCACACAAUAAUCCUUCUCAGCAAGAACACUUCGCUGUCACUGGUUGAUAAAACAGAACUAGAGUUACUGGGUAUGGAAACGAAAAAAUAUCUUUUCGAAAACUCUACGUUCUCCAACAAUCUGAUAGACGAACCAGCAGCGGCAACAUCAUUAUGGAGUAGUAUAGUCUUGGAAGAGAAAAUGUUGAAGUUUGCCAACUACUUUCCUCAAGGAUCAUUGACACAAAGCACUGAUAAGGAUGGGGCUGAAAGGAAAACUGAGAUGGCACUUUCUAAGAAAAGAGUUAGAGACAUAGAAGAUCCAUUCCAUCAACCAACAUCGUCUGUGUUUGACAGUGUGUUGUACUAUUGCUUCAUCAAAAAAGCGGCACCAAAAAUGGUUUUAGAGGAAUUUUUUCGAUCCUUUAGAUACGUUCGAGAAGAAAACGAAGAAUGUAUUUGCCUUUCGCUAGAUUUUACCAAAAAAUUGAUAGAAAGAUUGGAUACAGAUAUAUUACUCCAUAAAACUAUCAGCGAUACGAGCGUCCAUUCUAUUAUCAGUGAGCAAUUACGUGUUCCAGAAGAAGUUUUGAAGUGGGAUUAUGAUGCAAGGGAAAGGUUUGUACGAAAGAUUGGAAAAGACGCAGUAAAGAUCUACAGAUCACGACUAAUGAUCGUAGGAUGUGAGGGCGCAGGAAAAACAACUCUUCUGAAAAGGCUCCUCAAUCGAGAUAUGGUUGAAUUUCCUAAGACUGAAUCAACAGUUGGACUAGAUAUUCAUGAGAGUAUAUUCAAAAUUUCUGACAAAACGAACAAAAUGAUCGCACUCAGUGCAGAUUAUCACUGCGAAAAGGAAAAAACCUUGAGUAUUACAGACUUUGCUGGACAAAGCGCAUAUUAUGCAUGUCACCAGGUUUAUCUAUCAAGGAGAGCGUUGUAUAUUCUUGUCAUUGACUUGUCAAGAAAUCCAAAUGAUUCUGUAUCAUCUGAGCAGAAUAUUUGCAGAGAAACAUUAUUUGACAACUGGACGUGUAGAGAUUACAACAAAUUCUGGAUGGAAUCCAUCAGUACAUAUUGUGACACAGCGAGUCUAGUAAUCUUAGUCGGUACCCACAAGGAUGUUAUCAAUGAGCACACGGAGAAGAAGAAAGAUCGGUUCGGCAGUUUUCUUUCACAACUACCAGACGUCAGUCAAUUACAACAACAUCUCCAUAGAAAGAACUACUUUGAAUUAGGAAAACCGGGGGAAAGCAGGAAUGAAAUUGAAAGAUUGGAGAAGUGUAUUGUCGACCUGAUACAGAAACAAUCAACCUGGGGAGAAAUAGUUCCAAAACUAUGGGAAAAAUUUGAUCAGGAAUUACAAAGCUUAAAGAGUAAACGAUUGAUAACUUUUUCGGAUUUAAUCAAAUCCAGCGAUUGUGAAAUUCCAUCACAAAAGGAGGACAUCUUGGACAUGCUACGAUUCUUUCAUGAUUGUGGCAAAAUUCUAUUUUUCAACGAAAAACAUCUCUCUGAACUGAUUAUACUCGAUGUCCAAUGGUUUGUUAAUGUAUUUAAGGAAAUUGUGACUGAUGAGAAUCACCGGACACGUGUUCAAUCAAAAGAAUGGACCGCUUUUAAUGAAACAGGGAUGCUGGACUAUGAACACCUUCUAACAAUCUGGAAAGAGCUAGGGUUAGAUGAGAUGAUAAAGUAUAAAGACCAGGUGUUAUUUUAUAUGCAGCGGCUUGGUCUUAUCGCUGUAGGGAAAGGAAAGCUCUAUGUUCCAAGUGUGAACAAACAUGAACUGUCAGAUAAAGAUUAUGAACGGAUUGAACAGACAAAUCACACCAGUAUUUUGAAAUUCAGAUUUCCAAACUUCUUACCCCAUUUCUUUUUCUAUAGGCUUGUCGUUGCAAGUUUGGAUGAAUGGAAAGCACAGAUAGACGGUAAACUUCCACUGCUUUUCAAAAACGCUGCCUUCCUGAAGUACAAGGACAACUACCAUCGAAUAGUCUUGGGUGUAAGCAGUACACAAAUUCACCUUCAGAUAUAUACUUGCAACUCAAAACCAUUGCAUGAAGAUGUAAUUUUAAAGAUUCGCUGUGAGAUUGAAACACGUUUGAAACAACUAACUCAAACGUUUCAUAAGCCGGUUGAAUAUUUUCCCGGAUUUACAUGCAAAUCAACCAACGUAACGGAGGAACGCGAUGAUGCUGUUUUCAUUCGUGAGUCAGAGGCAGUAGAUAUUUACUUAGCCGAUCCUUCUGAAUUGUUCUCAUCAUGUCCAAAACAUAACAGAAAUAACCAUAAUAUAUGCUGGAAACAAAUGCUCAAAUACUGGAGAAAGCAAAGAUAUAAACAAAUUAAAUGGAAUAAGGAGGACAUCGAUGUUGAAAAAGGCGAAUCAUCUGUGAAAUUCAUUAACUCAGAUUGA